UGGGGUAAGUCCCAUUUUCUCAGUAUGAUUGCUUCCAGAGGGACUUGUGUGACCUGAGCUGCUGUUGCUGCUGCUGCUGUCAACUGCCCUGUUCUUCAUUCUCAAGCUAUAGAGCUCAGACUGGGAGGAAGCCAAUCCUGAUCCCUACAAUUGUCAGUAUUCUCUGCCACCCUAAAAUGAGAGGAAAACAUGACAGCAAGUCAGGAAGAUGAUUUACAGCUGCUUCUUGAGGUGUUUCUUGAAGAUAAAAAUAACAAGAAAAUAGAAGAAGAAUUGAAACAACUAAUAGAAGACCGCCAAAAUGACAUAGAAAUGGCAAUUAAUGAAAUGAUAAAAACAAAUGUUGAUCUAGCAAUGGAGAAUGAAAAGCUUGAAACAGAGUUGCUACAAUCUUCAUCAUCUUAUCUGAUUAAAAAGAAUGUUCCUAAAAAGAAAAUGAAGUUCACAUCGGUGGAGAACCCAAAGGAUGACAGACAAUAUUUAAAUAUCUCUUGUUCAUUUCAAGUAACUACACAACUUGAAUAUGAAUUGCAGCAAGGACAAGCACUUAUCACCUUUGAAGAUGAACAAGUUGCACAGAAUGUGAUAAAAAGAGGAAGACAUUUUGUGAAACUUGAGAAUGAGAAGGUACAGUUGAUGGCCAAAGCUGUCCCACUAAAAACAGGUGUAAGUCUUCAGGUUCACACAAAGAUUUCUAAGAAAAAGAUUGAUGUUUCUGAAAUACCUGAUGAGUUACCUGAAGAACAGAUGAGAGAUAAAUUAGCACUGAGUUUCAGUAAAUCCCAGUAUGGUGGUGGAGAAGUAGAAGAUGUGGAGUAUGACAAAAAAUCCCAAACAGCUGUUAUUACUUUCCUUGAGAAUGGAGCUGCUGAUACUAUUCUCAAACACAAGAAAUAUCCUCUUUAUACAAAUACCAACUGCCAUCAAGUUGUUGUUUCCCCACAUAUGGAAAAACACAUAGACAAGCUCCAGGUAUUUUCAGGAAUUUCUAAGAGGACUGUCCUUCUGACUGGACUUCAAAAUAUUCAAGAAAAUGAAGAUAGUGUAGAAGAUGACAUUGUUAUUCAUUUUCAGAAAGGGUCAAAUGGAGGAGGGGACAUAGAAGUAGCUAAAUGUGCUCUCAAACAACCUCAAAUAGUAUAUUUUGAAGCUGAUCUAGAUCGGAAGUGCCUAAUCUGGGAACUAUGAGCUUAUUACAUUUUUUUUUUUGAUAAUUAUAUUUCAAUAUAAUUAAUUUCUUUGGCAAUCCUAUACAUUUAACAUUGUUCUGAAGAGUCCAUAGACUUUAUUAGACUGAAAAAGGGGUCUUGUAAUCCUCAUAUACAAAAAUGGUUAUGAAUCACUGAUUCCUAAAAAAGUCACAAGAUAUUAUUGCUAAUGGACACAAAUUUAGAUUGUGCUAUAAAUGCUUACAUUGCUUUCAAAUCCCUUUCUGAAAAAUAUCAAAAAUAACUUUUUUACUUUGUAGUUUCUACUUGCUCUUAAAAUAAAAAAAAGUAUUCCUUUAAUUAAAAAAAAAAAAAUUCUAACUUGGUUCCAAAGGUGUUGAAUAUUUCAGAUCAGAUUAGUGCAAUGCCAAAAGCACAAUUGCAGAGUAUGGAAGAUGAAGCAUGGAAUUUACUCCCUAUCAGAGAAGUUAUAGGCUCAAAAUUCAGAAUAAGCCAUAUAAUUUUGGACAUGGCAAAUUUGAGAAUUUGUUUUGCUUUACUGUAAGAGUUGAUUGCAUGUUUGCUCUGAGGUUUCCUUUCUCUCUCUCUUUUUCCUCCUCAGAUGGGAAAGAAGCAGUUUGGAGGGAAAAAAAAUUAAAAGCUUAUUAUUUGAAAAAGGUUAAAUUGAUUUUUAAAAGAUGCUGAAUAAAAGUUCUUCAUUAAAAUAUCA
Sarcophilus harrisii (Tasmanian devil) is the source of this 1878-nucleotide messenger RNA. It is a transcript of the gene NMI, whose product is annotated as N-myc and STAT interactor. The record is from RefSeq and is a predicted model, not a curated record. Gene Ontology annotation, cellular component: cytoplasm. Lineage: Eukaryota; Metazoa; Chordata; Mammalia; Dasyuromorphia; Dasyuridae. Bases 190 to 1188 code for a protein of 332 amino acids. The transcript is spliced from 10 exons.